AUGGCAGUGAUGGGAUCACCUAGCCUUCCAACCUGCAACAGCAAUAGCUGCCAGUUUGACGGCAACACUCAUACGCCAAGUCUGUUGUUUCUCCACAGGUUCUCAAUUCCUGACAGUGCACUCACGAGAUACGACUCAUAUCCUGAACGAAUGCUUCUCGAUGCGAAACCAGACCACCUCAUGGAAAAGAUGUACGAACACUCUGACCUUGUUGACUUCAAGAACUUCAUUGGAUUGCUCACUCACAAGCUUCAGGUACUCACGAGUCACGACAGCAUCGAACAUGCAGGAACCGAGUGUGCCUAUCCGAUGUCAACCAACGUCAUGCCCUCCGAUCUUCACCACAGCUUUAUCUCUGAUUGCAAUAAACCCACUUUCGAUCCCUUGUUGAUCAGCAUGAGUCGAUCGGCAGAAGAUAUUUCGGACUCGAGUUACCAGAAAUCUACUUUCGCAUUUCUUACUCGCUGUGUUCAGGAUGGAUGA
Molecule: messenger RNA, 483 nt
Organism: Suillus plorans
Lineage: Eukaryota; Fungi; Basidiomycota; Agaricomycetes; Boletales; Suillaceae
Exons: 5
Coding region: 1-483 (160 amino acids)
Source: RefSeq, a predicted model, not a curated record